Molecule: messenger RNA, 1447 nt
Organism: Orbicella faveolata
Lineage: Eukaryota; Metazoa; Cnidaria; Anthozoa; Scleractinia; Merulinidae
Biological process (GO): protein phosphorylation; G protein-coupled receptor signaling pathway
Cellular component (GO): membrane
Molecular function (GO): protein binding; protein-hormone receptor activity; protein kinase activity
Source: RefSeq, a predicted model, not a curated record
GAUAUUGUUUAUCUUUUGAUGAUUUUGAAUGUUAAUACCUAUGCAAAUGUUAUUCUUGAACGUUCGUUACGCGCAAAUGAAUGUCAUAUUGGUGAUAAUGAGAAUAUAUUAACCAUAAUGAAACAAAUUUGAACACAAAUGAAUGGAUAUUUUCUGUAAAUGUACAGCAAAAGGUGUACUUGCAGCCGACUUUGACAAAGAACACAAAAAUACACAAGUCUUUCUCUAUAUAAGUAGACUAUAACAGAAUUCCUAUUUUGCAGGAUCGUAUAUCUUCAUUGAAACUUCUCAGAAAAACCCCGGAGACAAGGCGAGGUUGUUAAGUGACGAUCUUGAACCCAGUGAAAACGUUUGUGUUCAGUUUUGGUAUCACAUGCAUGGUUCAGAUACUGGCAACCUGAGCAUCUAUGUCAAAACUAACCAAUCAGAAACACUCGUCUGGAGGCUGUCAGGAGAUCAAGGAAACCGUUGGAGAUUUGGACAGACGGCUCUGAAUAGUCCGAGUUCAUAUAAAUUUGUAAUAGAAGGAACAGUCGGUAAUGGCAGUAAAGGUGAUAUUGCAGUGGAUGACUUAACGGUGAUGGAUGGAGUAUGUGAUGAAAUUAUAAAACAGGCAAGUCCAGACUGCGAAUUUGAAGAGAGUAUGUGCGACUGGGAUGCUGAACAGGGAUGGGUUCUGAAAAUACGCUUAGAGAGAUUUGAAACUUCCGGUGGAUUCGUUGCCUCUCUUCCUGCUGGAGCAUCUGACUCGCGUUCCUCCCUCUCAUCUCCCGUCAUCAACGUCCAUUACUACGAAUGGAAGUGUUUACGUUUCUGGUAUUUCAUUGGCGCUACUGAUGCUCGAGACUGGUAUACAACGUCGUUGAUGUUGUUACUGAGGACAGUGACAUCAAACCAAGCAAUGGUGCUUUUUUUUGCGGAUGAAGUGACAGAUAAAGCGCGGUAUACACAGAUACCCUUAUCGAGAAAUUCCACUAACUCACAGAUUUUUUUUGAGGGCUUCAAUGAGUUACCUGGUGGACAGUUUUUAGCCAUUGAUGACGUUUCCUUCUCCAAAGAGCCAUGUAAACAAAUUCCUUGGAAACAAGAUGGAGAAUGCCGAAAAGAUCUCGGCAUGGAAAACAGUGCGAUCUCUGACAGACAAAUUACUGCCUCUUCGCAACUGGAUGCCAAUCACGCUGCCAUCCAAGGCAGACUAAACUUUAAAGCAACGGCAAACAAAGCAGGCUCUUGGUCAGCUGGCAGCAAUGAUUCCAGUCAAUGGCUGCAGGUUGAUCUGGGCAGUCAGCACACUAAAGUGACACUUGUAGCAACUCAAGGUAGUGACGAUUCACCACAGUGGGUAACCAAGUACAAACUGCAGUACAGUAACGACGGANCGCCUCAAACUACAUUAUACAAUCUUGGUUUACGACAAGACCAACUUUUUCUCUUGUUUCUCUGCUAG